This is a messenger RNA of Seriola aureovittata, 2970 nucleotides long. RefSeq names its product MAGUK p55 scaffold protein 2b (gene mpp2b). The record is from RefSeq and is a predicted model, not a curated record. Gene Ontology annotation, molecular function: protein binding. Bases 381 to 2024 code for a protein of 547 amino acids. The transcript is spliced from 13 exons. Gene Ontology annotation, cellular component: plasma membrane; cell-cell junction. Lineage: Eukaryota; Metazoa; Chordata; Actinopteri; Carangiformes; Carangidae.
GACGGCAGCGGACAGGCUUCAACUUCAGACAGGGGUACUACACCGAAAGACGCGUUUGUUAUCACAAAACCGUCCUGGGCGUCCUUUGGAAAAACCGGAUCAGAGCGAACCGAGCAGCCAAUAUAGGUUCUAAUCAAUGGAUGCUAUUUGUGAGGGCAGGCGAGCCGUUUUAGGUUAAAGAUAGCAGUUUGUGUGGGUUGCCGUUGGCUUCAGUGUUGUGAAAGUGACUGCAUACAUUAAACAAGACCUGCCGUGCUUCAACAACUGCAACUCGACCAGUGGAGAUAUCUCAAACCCUCUUGCUGCAUCUCAGACGAAGGUAACCGGACAGUUGACUUAACACGUUUUGUGGAGGAUACUGGGAGGAACCAAUUUUUAAAAUGCCCGUGGCAACAUCCAGCUCUGACUCUGCCAUGCAUCAGGCCCUGGACACACUGAGUGACAGCACGAGCUCUACAACUGCCAAUGACCUGGACCUCAUCUUCCUCAAAGGCAUCAUGGAGAGCCCUGUGGCCCAUGAGCGAUUUGAGGAACCAAAGCUCGAGGCUGUGAGGGAGAACAACGUGGAGCUGGUCCAGGACAUCCUGAAGGAGCUCAGCCCGCUCGCACAGAGGAGCUCGGCAGCUGACGAGCUGGUCCGCAUCCUGAAGGAACCCCACUUCCAGUCCCUCCUGGAAACCCACGAUUCUGUGGCAUCCAAAAACUAUGAGACUCCUCCUCCCAGCCCCUGUUCCUUCAUGGACGCAGCUCUCAACAACCAGCCUGUGCCCCCAGACGCCGUCAGGAUGGUGGGGAUCCGUAAGGUGUCGGGUGAGCACCUGGGAGUGACGUUCCGAGUUGAGAGUGGCGAGCUGGUGAUUGCCAGGAUCCUCCAUGGUGGCAUGAUUGACCAGCAAGGUCUGCUCCAUGUGGGUGACAUCAUCAAGGAGGUGAACGGCAAGGAGGUGGGCAACGACCCCAAGGUGCUCCAGGAGAUGCUGAAGGAGGCCAGUGGCAGUGUGGUGCUAAAGAUCCUGCCCAGCUACCAGGAGCCACACACACCACGACAGGCCUUUGUAAAGUGUCACUUUGACUACGACCCUUCUCAUGAUAACCUGAUUCCCUGUAAGGAGGCAGGGCUAAGCUUCAGCAGCGGAGACAUUCUGCAGAUCUUUAACCAGGAGGACCUCAACUGGUGGCAGGCCUGUCACAUAGAGGGAGGCAGUGCAGGUCUAAUUCCAAGCCAGCUACUUGAAGAGAAGAGGAAAGCGUUUGUGAAGAGAGAUCUGGAGCUCGCUACCACAGGUCCUCUGUGUGCUGGGAUGGGAGGCAAGAAGAAAAAAAAGAUGAUGUAUUUGACAACCAAGAAUGCAGAAUUCGAUCGACAUGAGUUGCGGAUCUAUGAAGAGGUUGCCAAGGUCCCGCCCUUCAGGAGGAAGACACUGGUUCUGAUUGGUGCGCAGGGAGUCGGCCGUCGCAGUCUGAAGAACAAGCUGCUGGUGUCGGAUCCCCAGCGGUACGGCACCACCAUCCCCUUCACCUCCAGAAAACCAAAGGUGGAUGAGAGGGAUGGCCAGAUGUACUCUUUCAUGACCCGCAGCGAAAUGGAGUGUGACAUUAAAAACGGCCGUUUCUUGGAGCAUGGCGAGUAUGACGGGAACCUGUAUGGGACGAAGAUCAACUCCAUACACGAGGUGAUAGAAACGGGAAAGAUCUGCAUCCUGGACGUCAACCCACAGGCUCUCAAAGUCCUGCGGACGUCAGAGUUCCUGCCUUAUGUUGUGUUCAUCGAAGCCCCAGACUUUGAGGUUCUCAAAGCCAUGAAUCGGUCAGCAAUCGAGUCAGGAGUGGUCACGAAACAGUUAACGGACUCUGAACUAAAGAGGACGGUGGAUGAGAGUGAGCGCAUUAAGAGAGCCUAUGGACAUUACUUUGACCUGUGCAUGGUGAACGACGGCCUGGAGGCAGCUUUCCGAAGUCUACGGUUGGCACUGGAGAAACUGACAACGGAGCAGCAGUGGGUGCCUGUGAGCUGGGUCUUCUGAAAGUCACAGAGAGCUCACCAGCACAGUGCCAGAGCCGCAGGUCAAAGGUCGGAGGACGAUUUAACAUUCGCAGCCUCAGAGGCGCUGCGUCCAUGCAGUCGUUGGCGGUGGAGGUCUGUUGUGAAGGGCUGAGCGUUAUGUUUCAGUGCAAAUGACCAGCCUCAUGUAGAGCAUUUUUUGUACAAACUUAGUGUUCCUCUGUUGAGCCUAAUGUCAAAUUGUAUUUUAUUUGUCAGAAUUGGAAUAAUUCUCUUGAUAUUUGUUGAGAAGGAUUUAGAGUUGCUUAUGAGGUUUAGUGCAAUAGUGUGAGUGAGCGUGUGUAUGUUAUCAUAAACGUGGAAAUAGGCUUAGAGUAAUGCGUAUGUUUUGCAGAUCACAGUGCUCUGUUGGAGGUUUUCGUUGAAGGAUAUUAAACUUUUUAGCCUUUCCAAAUCUUAAAUACUUUAUGUAGUGUAAUGUUUACAUUGGAUCGGUAGGUCAAAUUGGUUACGGAAAAAUACCAAAUGUCACAUUUGUGUUAAAUUCUCUAUAUUUUAAUCAUUUGAUCCAUACAGUAUGAUUGUAUGUGUUCAGAAAUGUGCUUUAUCUUGUAUGUCUCCACUCAUUUGAAAAAUGAACAGCAAUAGACGAUUAUAAACAAAAACAUACAUACGCUCAUCUACUCACACACAGAUAUACAUGUACGUACACACAACAGCACAGUGAGAGCAGUGGAAACCUGUCUUUUGUUGAGGCAUUUUGGAUUUACCCGGCAGUCUCCGUUUGUUUUGUUUCCUUUUUUAAUGUUGGUUAUGUUGUGUAUUUCCUGUCCUGUGCUGGUAAAGCUUCUGGUUUGUGUGACGGGAUCCAGCAAAUGGAUCAUUGUCCGACUACUGCCUGCUUUUUUUUUUUUGUAGCACUGAGAACACGUCAUCCCUAGUUUAAAAAAAAAAAAAAAAAGUAAAAA